AUGAAAGAACAAUCUGAUAUUGUAGUGCUAACAGAAUCAAGGUACGAUCCUUCUGUAAAUCUUAUGCCUGAAGACGUGGAAGAUGACGAUGUAACAAUCAAAAGUAUCGAAGUUCACAGUCUCAAAGACCUGCCUUACACUUCUACAAAUUCAAUUGAGAGCACUCCUGAACACAAAUGGCCUAAUAAAUCCAAAACAGUCGGCUGUGCGGAGAAAUCUCGCUUCUAUACCUGUGAAAGCGAUAAGCCCUUUGUCAAUGAAGAUAUAACAAAAUUCGAAGACAAAUAUUUUAAUUCGCUGUUCAAAGAUGUGCCUAACGAAUUUACUGGAGAUGAUCUUAAUUUCCUUACUAAUAAGAAAAAAUGGAUGAAUAGAGCGUCCAGUACAAGGAAAAGUAAGUCAGAAAAAAUCAACACCAAUGAACCGAUGGCUGAUCUAAAAUUAAAAACGUCCAUUUCUGGUAAAGUUGUGAGCUCAAAUGCAGAGAAUGCAAGCAAUAAAGUUUGUUCGAGUGUCUCGUAUGUCCAUCCUGAUAUCAAGCGAAAUCGUCCAGUCAAGGAACAUUUUAUAGAAAGUGAGAAAGUACUCCAUUCGAAGAUUUCGGACCAAGUUUCGAAUAAAGAUGCGCCAAUAUUUUCAAGAAAAUCUAAUACAGAAAGAACUAAGGCUACUUCACCGAUGGUUAAUCCUCAGUUAAAAACAUCAAUUUCUGAUAAAAUAAUAAGCUUAAAAGCAGAGAUUGCAAACUAUGAAAAUGUCUCUAACGAUAUCAAGCUUAAUCGCGCUGCCAAAGAGCGUCGUAAAGAAAUCGAAAAGGAAACCCGGGUUGAAACCAUAGACCAAGUUUCCAAAGCAUCUUCUAUUGUUACAAUACACAGUAAGAAUGUCGAUAUGAAAAAGAAUAUUGUAACAAGAUCCACGUUAACCGAUGGAAUAACGUUUAAGAAUGAAGCAACCAACACAGAUAUUAAAUUUGUACUAUUAAAUAUGAACGAAACACCACCAAGCUUGGAACUGAGAAGAAAGAUUAGAGAAGAAUUCAACAAACUAAUAUCAAACACGGGUAAAAAAGCUAGUCAAAAAGACUUUAAUAAAUUUAGUAAAAAAAUUUACGAUAAAUAUGGAAUUUACUUAAAAGCAACGCAGGUCGACAUACACGACAGUAAAACUUCGCUUAAAUUGAAACUCAACAAUAUUGAAGAAAUCGAAUCAAACGCAUUAAAAGAGUUAGAAAGAGAAGAACAAAUAUUACAAGAAAUACUAAAUAGAAUAAAAUCGAAGACUAAAGUUCGUGUAAACGAAGACAAACAUAACAGAGAAGAUAGUAUUGGUGAAAUGAAACCUGAAUCAAAAGAUGACAGCUUGUCAGUUAAAAACUCGACGCUAUUGAACACAGUGGACUACAUCAAAGAAGGAGUAAAUCACUUAUUUAGUGGAGAAAGUUUAAAGUUUUCACUUGGAAUAGAAAAAAACGACAAAGGUAUAAUAAAUAAACCAGGCAAUGUAAAGGUUGGAGAAAAAAAUGAACCCACUAGAGGCAUGGAAAUUAAAAAAGGGAACAAAAGAGGCAAUAUAAAAUUACAAGACAUUAAAAUAUUGGAUUCUUGCCAAUCGGAAGAUUCAGUUAUUAAGACUUCUGUAGAAAAGUUUAACAAACGAGGAAUACAAAUAUGGGACUCAGAUGAUUAUCCAAGAGAUCUGGUACAUUCUGCUAUAAACAAAUUCAAUGAGGAACUAAAACAACCCGAAAACGGAGCAAAAAAAUCGAAAGAUACAAAUACUACGUAUAAUGAAAAACAAACUCAAUCUAAAGAAGAAGAAAGAAAACCAAAGUUCGUUAUUAAAGAAAUUGAAAUAGUUGAUCAGCAGAUUUCUACAAAAAAACCACCUGAACUAACUUCACAGAAAGAAUUGAGAGCAUUUAGAUCACCUUUACAUCCUGAUAAAACUACAACAGAUGGUGAUGUUACUUCUAAGUCGAAGAUAAUUACCGAAGAACAUGCGGUGACAUCAGGCGACAGCGAAGUAGAAAUGACAACGUUAAAUGAUAUGUUUACAGCGGACAAAGAAAAACUUAUCGAAAAAAGAAAAGCGGUACAAAGUGAAAAGGACAAAAAAUCUGUUGUUUUACCUGAAUCUGAAUUUUCCAAACAAAGCCAUUUAAAAAUUAAAAGUACAAGAAUUAAAGAAAAAGGGCGUCCGGAUAAGUUUGAGCUACAUAGUGUUUACAAGGAAGUAUCAACAACAAGUCAAAUAUCCGAAAUAUCUAAACUUCCAUCCAAGCAAUGUAGUUCAAUACAAAAAGACGACAAUGUUUUUGUGAACAAUCAAGAGGAAAGUAAAGUCGAUUCUCCGAUUGACCUGAAACAAAUUAAAGCCGAAUCGGAAGAAUUCAAACGCAAAAUAAUUAUUUGUAAAAAAUGUUUACAAGCAUUGAGUGGUUUUAUUCCGUCAAAAAUAGUAGAGGAAACAGAAAUAUCUGCAGAUUGUCAGCUUUGUGGUCUAAAAGAGAAACAAAAGGAAGCUUGGAAUGGAAAAGGUCAAGUCUGCGACACUCCAGGUUUGUCUCAUAAUAAAUGUUACGAUAGAAAAACUUGGAGUGAGAAAUGUCCAUGUGGUAGAGCAAACGAAGAUCAGAAAUUAGUCCUUUUUCACGAUGCCUCUUAUAAUAAAGUAGAUGAGAGUAAAGUCAACGACGAUGUCAGAAAGUUUGUGAUCAACGAUGAUGACGGAAAGUUUGUCACAACUUUCAACCCAUGUAAAUCAGAUAAACCUGCGGUAUCAACUGUAAUCGCUGAACUAGACGUGACGACCGUACCAACUGUAUCAACCAAACAUAGCUUUGCGGAAAUGAUAGCAAAGAGUCUCGCAGGAUUACUAGGAAUAGAACAGACAAAACAAACCAUUGCCUCGGAGUCACCUUGUCGAUCUGAAAAAACGUUUUACUCUUGCGAAUCUUCCGAUUCAUUUGACGCACCUUGUUCGAUUUAUGAAAAGCAGGGCAGGCCGGACUGUCUCGAGGUGAUGGUGGACAGCUUUGAGGUUGGAGUGGAGUCCGCGGAUGUUAGCGAACUCAAUAAUAAACGCGGUGGGGGGAUUAGGCACCGCUGA
This is a messenger RNA of Hyposmocoma kahamanoa, 3111 nucleotides long. RefSeq lists its product as uncharacterized. The transcript is spliced from 4 exons. The record is from RefSeq and is a predicted model, not a curated record. Bases 1 to 3111 code for a protein of 1036 amino acids. NCBI's taxonomy places the organism in Eukaryota, Metazoa, Arthropoda, Insecta, Lepidoptera, Cosmopterigidae.